Molecule: messenger RNA, 282 nt
Organism: Diuraphis noxia (Russian wheat aphid)
Lineage: Eukaryota; Metazoa; Arthropoda; Insecta; Hemiptera; Aphididae
Source: RefSeq, a predicted model, not a curated record
GUGGUAUUGAAAUUGAUGUCAAUUAUGGGUGACCCUGUGGCAGGUUUUCCAGAAAUAAUCGAACUGAAUAAAUUGCGGAGGUGGUACGAAUUACGGAUAAAUGAAAACAGGCAAAUUACGUUGAAAAUGAAACAAAACCUGAUGAAGCAGUCGAUAAGCGCAUGGAGUUCACCACGGCCCAAACUGACGUCCAUUAAAGUACCACAGAACCCAAUGCAAGGUGUGAACAAUGUUGGUGCAGUGAAAAUUACAUGGGAUAGAGUGAAUGAAAUGAAACGCAAA